This is a messenger RNA of Trachymyrmex cornetzi, 793 nucleotides long. RefSeq lists its product as uncharacterized. The coding region runs from base 262 to 759 and encodes 165 amino acids. Lineage: Eukaryota; Metazoa; Arthropoda; Insecta; Hymenoptera; Formicidae. The record is from RefSeq and is a predicted model, not a curated record. The transcript has 4 exons.
AAUUCAUCCGAUUUCCAUUGGCAAAAUUUUACUUUCGACUUUCGUGCUUCAUGGCCUUCGGGAUUAUUGAUAAAACCAACCAUCGGGGACGGCACCAAAAAUCCAUUUUACAUUCGACAAUCGUACGUUUCGAAACGUCCCGGGUGCGCAGGUGCAGUCCGUGAAGUCUGUCGGAACUUCCUCAGAAACGGUACCGUCUUAAAGUAUCUGGCCGACAAUACUGUCAUCAUCUUCCGCUCGAAUGGCGUCAUCGUGACUUGCAUGGACUUCGACAAGCCGCAAUCGCGCGAUGAAUCCAUCCACGAAACGGACCCAAAAACAGAAUUUAGGAUCAGAAAGGGCAACUCGAGGCAAUCGGUGGCGGCCAAGCAUAGCGGUAAAGUCAUAAAUUCCACGGAGACGCGUUUCAACGGAUCGAUGCUGGACGCGCAACCGUCGAAACAUAUACCAUCAAGCAAGGGAGACGAUUCAUUGAUAACAGGAGCAUUUGCCGUAGGUGAAGUGUUACGAUACUCGGUAGUGAAUUACGAUGGUAGAUGCUACGAGGUGCUGAAUGAUCUGGUCGUAAGUGAACACGAUCGAUUUCUCGUUAGGACAACGUUGGAUUACGAGGUCAACGAGGUAUUCACACAUCGUGCCGACGGUACUGAUACAUUGCUACAUUCAAAUGGGGAAUUAGUUGUUACAUUUCCCGAUGGUACAUGCAUUAUUACUGGUUACACAAUAGAGGAACAGCCAGUAAUUUGCGAAUGGACGUAAAAUGAAUUGUAAUACUUCGGAAUUAUGAAAACAU